CCUCACGACUUUCAAAUUCUGGUUUCAUUGAUAAGCUUCAUUCGCAUUCGAGAGCUCGGACUUUCCAUAUCGUAGCUUUACCACAAGAAAAAAACUCAACAAUGUCUUUGCCCGAACCACUACAACGUCUGUUCGAUCACGUAGAUGCCAAUAAGACAAAAUACAUUGAAGCCCUAAAAGAUGCUGUUGCGAUAAAAUCUGUGUCGGCUUUUCCGGAAUUCCGUGAGGAAAUCUUCAAGAUGAUCGACUGGACAUCGGCCCGCUUGAAGGCUUUGGGCGCCACUGUGGAAUUAGCAGAUGUUGGCAGUCAGACAUUGCAUGAUGGACGCACAAUUAAGUUGCCCGACGUAAUUUUAGCGACUUUGGGAAACGAUCCGAAGAAAAAGACCGUUUGCAUUUACGGGCAUCUUGAUGUUCAACCUGCCCAAUUGGAGGAUGGAUGGGACACGGAACCCUUCGUUUUGACGGAAAAAGAUGGAAAAUUGUACGGACGUGGCUCGACCGACGACAAAGGUCCCGUUUUGUGUUGGGUUCAUGCCAUCGAGGGAUUCCAAGCGCUCAACAUCGAUCUCCCGGUGAACUUGAAAUUUGUCUUUGAAGGCAUGGAGGAAAGUGGCAGCGAGGGUUUGGAUGAUUUGCUUUUUGCACGUAAAGAUGAUUUCUUGAAGGAUGUCGAUUACGUUUGCAUCUCCGACAACUACUGGUUGGGCAAGGAAAAGCCCUGCAUCACCUACGGUCUUCGCGGAAUUUGCUACUUUGGCUUGGAAGUCGAGUGCGCUGCCAAGGAUUUGCAUAGUGGCGUCUUCGGAGGCACCGUGCACGAAGCUAUGGUCGAUCUUGUGUACUUGUUGGACCAACUUGUCGACAAAAAUGGACGUAUUUUGGUGCCUCACAUCUACGAUGACGUCGCUCCAUUACUUCCAAACGAACACGCGAUCUACGAAAAUAUCGCUUUUGACGUUUCCGAAUACCGCAACGACUUGGGAGCCCGCAAACUCAUGCACAAAGAAGACAAAACGCAACUUUUGAUGCAUCGUUGGCGCUACCCGAGCUUGUCAAUUCACGGUAUCGAAGGUGCCUUUUACGAACCCGGCCAAAAAACCGUCAUUCCGCGCAAAGUCACGGGCAAAUUCAGUCUCCGCAUCGUGCCGAAUCAGGAACCGGAGAAAAUCGAAAAGCACGUUUGUGAUUAUUUGAAUGCGAAAUGGGCGGAACGUGAGUCUCCGAAUAAAAUGCAUUGCUAUAUGGCGCACGGAGGCAAACCCUGGACCGAAGAUCCGAAUCAUCCGCAUUAUGUGGCCGCAAGUAAAGCCACGAAACACGUUUAUAAGGUCGACCCGGAUAUGACACGUGAAGGUGGCUCGAUCCCAGUUACGUUGACGUUGCAACAAGCCACGGGUAAAAAUGUCGUUUUGUUGCCCGUUGGAGCCAGUGAUGAUGGCGCACACUCGCAAAACGAGAAAAUUGACGUUCGUAAUUACAUCGAGGGAACGAAACUCCUUGGCGCCUAUUUGUACGAAGUAGCCCAGUUGGAUUAAAUGAAUUUUUUUCAGAGAUUUUAAUCAAACAUCACAUGAAACAGUGAUUUACUCAGUUAAAAACUGAUCACAUUUUCUUUAUAUACAUGUUAUUUUAUCGUAUUCGUUAUUAACAAGCAUUUUUGUAAUCAAAUAAAAUUUUUCAAGAAUUA
Molecule: messenger RNA, 1690 nt
Organism: Culicoides brevitarsis
Lineage: Eukaryota; Metazoa; Arthropoda; Insecta; Diptera; Ceratopogonidae
Gene: Cndp2
Product: cytosolic non-specific dipeptidase
Exons: 3
Coding region: 102-1538 (478 amino acids)
Biological process (GO): proteolysis
Molecular function (GO): metallodipeptidase activity
Source: RefSeq, a predicted model, not a curated record